AUGGACAUCGAAGAAGAUGCUGAUUACGACAGCAGCGAGUCCACAGAUGUUGAUUUGAACAUCCCAGCCGCUUCUGUAAGCACUCUCGGCUCCCAGAAGGCCAAGGAGGUGUUAUCCUCCAAGACAGCCGACUAUAGGCCUCCGGUACUUGGAACCUGGGUAGCAGUUGAGAGCAAACCUUUUGGGAUCAUUGACGGGUUGUCGACAAGAACAUUGAUGGGUAGUCCCCCGAUUCACCGGAACAUCGAUCAUAGAACCAAGCCCCGAAAGAGCAUUGUGGGUACUCCACACACAGAAGACUCUGCUCUUGGACUUGAUGAGCUUUUGAACAUGAGUGAAUUGGACUACGACGAUACUGACGAUGCGAAGAUUUGGCGAGACUUCAACAACAACAAGAAACGAGUUCCACUAGGAGCGUUCCGAAACAAGUCGUUGUUGCAGAAUUCGAUCAAUGAGUCUACGGAUCCAAUGACUUCUAACGUUCAGUACAACCACACCAGCAAGAGUAACAACGAUUUCAAUCAAAGACGGUACUCGUUAAGUGGAGGCCACAAGGGCAAGUCGGCCAGAGGCAAGGUGGCACGGCGCAAGUCCAGCACCAUUGUGCUGGUUCCACCUAAACUGAAGAGAAGAAGGGCUUCCAUGGUGGAAGCAUUCGCAGAGGGUUAUAGGCCCACCAAGUCCGGGUUGUUCAGCGAGCAGGCCCUUUUGGACGUAGAAGAGGUUUUGGGUGAUGACAAUGACAUCAUGGCAUUGAUAAAGGGAUUGUAGCCCACCAAUGAUAAUUAUGAUAUAGGCUUUAUAAGGAAUAAAGGUACGCCAGGGAAAA
Molecule: messenger RNA, 829 nt
Organism: Yamadazyma tenuis ATCC 10573
Lineage: Eukaryota; Fungi; Ascomycota; Pichiomycetes; Serinales; Debaryomycetaceae
Source: RefSeq, a predicted model, not a curated record